Myripristis murdjan (pinecone soldierfish) is the source of this 1068-nucleotide messenger RNA. It is a transcript of the gene rasd2a, whose product is annotated as RASD family member 2a. Gene Ontology annotation, molecular function: GTP binding; G-protein beta-subunit binding; GTPase activity. Lineage: Eukaryota; Metazoa; Chordata; Actinopteri; Holocentriformes; Holocentridae. The record is from RefSeq and is a predicted model, not a curated record. Bases 1 to 1068 code for a protein of 355 amino acids. The transcript is spliced from 2 exons. Gene Ontology annotation, biological process: signal transduction.
AUGAACGCAACUGACAAGUUUUACCUUUCCGUUGAUGGCAUCCCCGAAACGUUCAAGUCUUGCAACGGGCAUCACCAAUUACGCAUUACGCGCCCAGUUAUGCAGAACAUAACCCACUCCCCAAUGCACCAGCAUCGGUCCAGCUCUAGCAGUAAAGUCUCAAAUAUAUCCAAGGCAGGGAUGGGCAUCAUCAAAACGGUCAGAGGGCGGUGGAGACAGGAAAAGAGAGGGGUUGCCUGUAGAUCCUCAAGCACCGGCAGUCGGCACUCAUCAUCUGAUCGACACCUGACGAGGUCCGUGGAUCUGCUGGAGCUGGGUCUGACCAAACCAAAGAACUGUCAGAGAAUAGUUGUACUUGGCGCUCCAAAAGUAGGAAAAACGAACAUCCUGCAGAGGUUCUUGGGAAGAGACUUUGAAGAGCGCUAUGAGCCCACAGCUGAAGACUUCCACAGAAAGCUUUACCACAUAGGAGGGGAGGCAUACCAGGUGGACCUGCUAGACGCAGCAAGGGAGAGGAACUUCCCUGCUAAGCGGAGGUUAUCCAUACUAACAGGUGACAUCUUCCUGCUUGUGUUCAGUGUGGAUAACAAAGAGUCGUUCAAAGAGGUCUGCGAGCUACGCGACGAUAUCAGAGCUGCCAAGACAAAGCUGAUGAAAUUAAAAGACACUUCCAGAGUUCCGAUAGUAAUAUGUGGCAACAAAGUAGACUUGGGCGCGCAGAGAGUCGUCAGCCGAUUAGAAGCGAGGGAAAUCCUCGGUGAGGAUGCAGCAUUCUUCGAAACCUCAGCCAAAGAGUGCACUGGACUGGAGGGUAUGUUCAGAGCCCUCGCCGCACUAAGCGGGCUACCUGACCAGACCAGCCCGUUACAACAUCAGACAAUAUCCCUCCUCGCCUACCAAGCGCUCUGCACCGGCCAGCGAGGCAGGAGAGGGAGCCGCACGCCGGGGCUCGGUGCGCCCUGUGCCGCCGUGGACCCUCUGGCGCGCCGCCCGAGCUUCACCAGCGACCUGCAGAUGGUGCUUGGAUCAAGCACCAAACACAAAUCCGAGAAGUGUCAGAUUCAAUGA